Culex pipiens pallens (northern house mosquito) is the source of this 1360-nucleotide messenger RNA. RefSeq names its product small glutamine-rich tetratricopeptide repeat-containing protein alpha-like. The transcript has 4 exons. The coding region runs from base 218 to 1018 and encodes 266 amino acids. Gene Ontology annotation, molecular function: Hsp90 protein binding. The record is from RefSeq and is a predicted model, not a curated record. Lineage: Eukaryota; Metazoa; Arthropoda; Insecta; Diptera; Culicidae.
CACCCACCCACACCCAUUCACUCGUUUUUCCUAGCGUAUCGGAAAAAUGGCUGCAUGAGAGAAGUCGUCGACGGAUUGUGAUUGCGAAAAAAAAGGAAAGCAAAAAAGAUGUUUUAAUUAGACGGGGGCAGGUCGAAAAUCGAUACCGGACUGAUAAGAUCGUGCUCGCGGAGAGGAAAGGUCGUCUUUGUCGCGAGAGGUUCAACCCAGGAGGAGGAUGGUGGAAAACGCCAGCAAGGAACCGUCCGAAUCGGCGGCGACGGCCCCCGAGAAAGAAGGGGGCAAAGCCAACCUGAACCUGUCGGCGGACGAGCUCAAGGAUGAGGGCAACCGGUGCGUCAAGGCGGGCAACUUUACGGAAGCGAUCCUGCACUACAGCCAUGCCAUCAAGCUGAGUCCGGCCGAUCCGAUCUUGUACAGCAAUCGGUCCCUUGCGUUCCUCAAGCAGCAGCAAUACUUCUACGCCAACGAGGACGCGGACCGAGCGAUCGGCCUAAACCCGACCUGGGCCAAGGGUUACUUCCGGAAGGCGGAGGUUCACAUGGCCGUUGGCCAUUACGACACGGCGCUGCUUUCGUACGGGAAGGCACUUCAGUUGCAGCCCCAGGACAUGGGCAUCAUACAGGCGGCCCGGAAGUCGGCCGAGCUGAGCAAUCAGGACGUGGAGCGGGAAAAGCGAAUGCCCGUGAUGGGAGCUGGGAUUGGGUGCGUCGUGGGGAUGGCCAUCGUGAUGGCCGAUAUGCUGCUGGCGGACAAGCCGACGAUUAGGUACACCUCACUGAUGGUGCUCGUGGUGCUGGUGGUUUCCGCCAUCGGUUACGGAAUCGCCAAACUGAUCCGCUACUACACGAAACUGCAACGAAAGGGACUGCUCGACCCGCCGCUCAAUCUUUUAGAAGACUUUCUACCAACCAAAGAGGAGGACACGGAAAAUGGAGGCCCAAACGAGCACAAACCCCCGCGGAACCGGUACUCAAAGGCCCAAGCUCGGCAACGUUUCAAAAAGGGCAAAACAUAAUAACACGUCACGUAAAGAUGCUGCUGCUGCUGGAAUCGGAUGAGAUUGGUGGAGUGACUAUUGAAGCUGAGCAGCUAGUCCCGAGUUUUAAGGCUUAUGUUUUGUUGAGACGACAAAUUUUUAGUUUCUUUUGUUCACUAUUUAUCCUGUUUUGUUAAAUAGAACCAUUUAAAAAAAACAUUGCAAAUCAAACAUAAAUCGGUCGAAGAUUAAACUUACGAUACAGUACCAAUACAACGCGAAACAAAGCUGCAUUUUCCUCUCCUUCUGAGACUCACUUUUCUACGUAAAUUAACAAACACAAAUAUACAACAUAACACUUUAUAAAACUUGUAAACUGUA